Macroventuria anomochaeta is the source of this 156-nucleotide messenger RNA. RefSeq lists its product as uncharacterized. The transcript has a single exon. The annotation marks the transcript as partial. Gene Ontology annotation, biological process: DNA replication, removal of RNA primer. Gene Ontology annotation, molecular function: RNA-DNA hybrid ribonuclease activity; nucleic acid binding. NCBI's taxonomy places the organism in Eukaryota, Fungi, Ascomycota, Dothideomycetes, Pleosporales, Didymellaceae. The record is from RefSeq and is a predicted model, not a curated record.
UCUAUCUCCAUCCACUGGGUACCUGGACACCAAGAUAUAGCAGGAAACGAGAGAGCAGACAUGCUGGCCAAGCAGGCUGCCAAGAAGAGGCCAUCCACACACACCACCAGCCUGGCCAUGACUAGCAUCAGGAUCAAGAGCAUGGCAACCUUGUAG